Messenger RNA from Prunus armeniaca (apricot), 705 nucleotides. Lineage: Eukaryota; Viridiplantae; Streptophyta; Magnoliopsida; Rosales; Rosaceae. The record is from the annotation of a GenBank genome assembly.
AUGGCCGACGCUCCUGAUGCCGGCAUGGACGCCGUCCAGCGCCGCCUCAUGUUCGAAGACGAAUGUAUUCUGGUGGAUGAGAAUGAUCGUGUUGUUGGUCACGAUACCAAAUACAACUGUCACUUGAUGGAAAAGAUUGAAUCUGAAAAUUUACUUCACAGAGCUUUCAGCGUCUUUUUGUUUAACUCAAAGAAUGAGUUGCUUCUUCAGCAACGUUCUGCAACAAAGGUGACAUUCCCACUUGUGUGGACAAACACCUGUUGUAGCCAUCCACUGUACCGUGAAUCUGAGCUUAUUGAUGAGGAUUCUCUUGGGGUAAGAAAUGCUGCUCAAAGGAAGCUUUUGGAUGAAUUGGGUAUCCCUGCUGAAGAUGUGCCGGUUGAUCAGUUCAUCCCUUUGGGUCGGAUUUUGUACAAGGCACCUUCUGACGGCAAGUGGGGAGAACACGAACUUGAUUACCUUCUCUUCACGGUCCGAGAUGUUAAUGUGCAUCCAAACCCUGAUGAAGUAGCUGAUAUCAAAUACGUAAAUCAGGAGCAGCUGAAGGAGCUGCUGAGGAAGGCAGAUGCUGGGGAGGAAGGUCUGAAGCUGUCCCCUUGGUUCAGACUCGUCGUGGACAACUUCUUGUUCAAAUGGUGGGACAAUGUUGAGAAAGGCACCGUCAAGGAAGCCGCUGACAUGAAAACCAUCCACAGGUUGACUUAA